CCCGCCCGUGGCAUGGCAGCGGCGCCGCCGAGCCGCCGCUGACCGCCGGUGCGGUGCCCCCGGUGCCGGCAUGCCGCCGCAGGAGCUGCUGGACUACUCGCCGGCGCUGCGGAGACCCAGCCCCCCGCGGGGCAGCGGCCCGGAGCUGGGCAUCAAGUGCGUGCUGGUGGGCGAUGGCGCGGUGGGCAAGAGCAGCCUGGUGGUCAGCUACACCACCAACGGGUACCCCGACGAGUACCAGCCUACCGCCCUGGACACCUUCUCAGUGCAGGUCCUGGUGGAUGGAGCCCCCGUGCGGAUCCAGCUGUGGGAUACUGCUGGGCAGGAGGACUUUGACUGUUUGCGCUCACUCUGUUACCCAGACACUGAUGUCUUCCUUGUCUGCUUCAGUGUGGUAAACCCAAGCUCUUUCCAAAACAUUACUGAGAAAUGGAUCCCUGAGAUACGAACUCACAACCCCCAUGCCCCAGUGCUGCUGGUGGGGACACAGGCAGACUUGCGGGAUGAUGUCAAUGUCCUUAUCAGCCUGGAUCGCUACCAUGUGAAGCCUGUGCCCAGGCCUCAGGCAGAGGGCCUAGCUGACAAAAUCCGGGCUGAAGCCUACCUGGAGUGCUCAGCACUGACCCAGAAGAACCUCAAAGAAGUUUUUGACAUGGCCAUUGUCAGUGGUGUUGAGCACAAAGCACGACAGGAAAAGAAAAUGACAGCCAAAGGUAUCAAAACCCUCUCCAAGUGCCGCUGGAAGAAAUUCUUCUGCUUUGUCUGAAGCUGCUUUGGUGGUGGUGGGGAAAAAAAGAAACACCUGAUGCUACACCUUCUUGGAGUGACUGCUCCAAUGGCCCCAGCAAGGAGGUUAUGAUAAGCUGCUGGGCUUGGAAACCUGGCUUUUGCUGGGUUAAAGUAUCAGAUGCCUAGGAGACAUGAACUGGAUUUCCAUUGUGACAGGAUGUGGAUGGUCCAGGCAGCUAUAAGUACCUGCUGGACAUGUCUGUAGUGUCCCAGACUAAUGGGAGCCUUUGAUACACAAAGAUUUAGUACCACAGAACAGGCAGGUACCUUAUGUCAUUCAAAAUGACCAGCUUUCUGUCUGAAACACACACACUUUUGAAGUUCUGACCCGGCAUAAUCCAAUUCUGGUAUAAAGCUGGGGAGGGACUCUUGAAGUCUGCCUAUGCUUUGACAGAUUUACAGACUUGGCCAAGAAUAGGGCAGGGGCGGUUGUGGGGGACUGCAGUAUAGUCUAACAUGGGCUGCUGAGUUUGUAAAGCAGGACUUGGGUUUCCCCUCUGAUUCUGCUUGCCAGAAUAAGUAGAAGUAACUUGGCCAUGAAAAAGCAGCGCUCUUUCUUAAGGGCCCUGUUACUGCGAGUACCCUCAGGAAGGUUUUUCCUAAAUAAAGGCCAUUAACAGACUGAAGAGAAAAUGCACUGGGAGCUGCAUUCAUUCCUUAAGCAAAACAUUCUCUGAAGAGGACUCUGCACUCCAGUGAGUGACAAUGCUCUAGCCUCACCUUAAGAAGCAGUCACUAGCUUGGGGGACCUAUUUUGAAAGCACUGUGUGUAGUGAUUUGGGACAGAGAGAGGAUGAGGAGCAGUGAUGAGUGGCUCUGUCUACCUAGCAGAGACUGGACUGUGUCAGUGAAGGGUUCGUAAUACUAUCGAGAGGUGAAAUGUAGACAGAGAGCCAAUGCAUGUAAUGAAAGGAAAAGAGAGAUGUAGCAUGGAAGAAAGAAGGUGGAAAAGGAACAGAUAGGGAAAAGAAAGAAGCAAAGGGAAGUAAGGAAGGAAGAUGGAGAAGGAACGAAGAAGAGCAAACACUGUUAAAUGAAAGUUGUGAUUCUACUUAGUUGUAGAAAUUAUGAUGAUAAUAUUCAGGAGAUUCUCUAAGGAACUGGAAAACUACUAAUGAUCUCAUUUUCUAAAAGUUAUACUGUCUAUGCAACAAGUUCUGAAUCAAAAGGAAGGACUUGGAGGGAGAGAGAUAGUUCCUCUUGGACAAUAAAAUCCUCAGUUUAAGAUCUAUGCAGGAGAACAGAAUUUACCUGAUAUUGUUCUUCCUGAGGCUGCAGAACAGAAAUGGAGGGAUCAGGGCUUCUUUGUGUUGUGCUUCCCUUUCUUAAAAAUCACAGCUUGAUCUGCUGAAACCAAAAGCAAAGGAAACCCAUGUGGUUCCUUCCACAGAAAGACAUUCUGUGUAUUUGCUCCAUUGCUCUCUUCUCUGUUUCUCAGAGGAUUCAUUUCCCAGUGAUUUUACUCACGUCUUAUUACAGAACUUGCAUCUAUUUCUAAAACUCUCCUGGAGACAUUUCAUUCUGGCUUAUGUAGCAGAGAGCAUGUCAAGCAAUGCUUUCAAAACUCAGGGGCUUCUCUGCAUCUGGCCAUGACCCAUCUCUUUGGGAACAUGCUGGAAUAAUGUGACACAAGGGGAUACAGUUGUGAACUGUUUGCCCUGUACCAGAAGCACACAUACCUGGGCCAGAGCAUCCGUACAAAAACAGCAGAUAUGAAUAAUGCAGCACAGCUCUGGAUCCAAACACACACCUGCCAACAUCUCUCACAACCAAUUCUUUUGGUAACGCAGCUCAUACAGUCCCCAGGCCGUGACACAGCUUGCCGUCUCCCUGGGCAGCAUCCCACUCGAAAGAGGCAGGCAGGCCUUUUGCAAAAGGAUGCAACCCACCACCUCAGAGCUGCUAUGGGGUGAGUCUUGGAGUCUUGAACAGGCUGGUGUGUCAAAAUGACCUGCAAGCUAAAAGGACUCCCCCGAGUGAAAUGCUAUUGGGGUCCAGUCAGGAGUCCUAGAAGACAAGAGUACAAAGGCAGCAGCUAGAAGUGAUGUGUCCUGCACAUCUCUAGGCAGGAUACUAUUUCUUGAACAAAGCUCUUAGUCAUCAAUAUAUCCCUGCAGAUAUUUCCUACCUGUACAGGCACCCUUGCUGUAUCACUAAUUCCGUUUGUCUGUUGGGUCUUUAUGCAUUUCUUUAGUUUGUGAGAACAGGCUCUGAUGUGGCCCAAUAAGGAGAAUCACAUGGAGCGAAUCACAGGUACAGACAGCACCAGCCUCCCCUGGUUCCCUGCUGAGGGGCGUGUGCUGGGAAUAGCAAGCGUUGUCCUGCAGUAGCUUGGUAUAAAACAGGGGUUAUUUUAUCCUGGAAAAGAAACUGUACUGAGAGCUGCUUUCUUCCUCUGUGACUGUGUCUAAAAUUUGUUUAAAUAAAUUUUUUAAAUGGC
This is a messenger RNA of Dromaius novaehollandiae (emu), 3229 nucleotides long. RefSeq names its product ras homolog family member V (gene RHOV). Gene Ontology annotation, molecular function: protein kinase binding; GTPase activity; GTP binding. The record is from RefSeq and is a predicted model, not a curated record. Lineage: Eukaryota; Metazoa; Chordata; Aves; Casuariiformes; Dromaiidae. Gene Ontology annotation, biological process: establishment or maintenance of cell polarity; Cdc42 protein signal transduction; endocytosis. The transcript is spliced from 3 exons. Bases 71 to 766 code for a protein of 231 amino acids.